GGCAGUGGAAGACCUUCACCUCUCCUCUGCUGCUUCUCUCCACAUCACCUCCUCCUCCUAUCAUGCUUCCUUUGACUAUCAAGAACAUACCUUUCAAGAUUGGACAGACGUUGACGGUGAAGGGAGUAGCCGAUGCACACUCAACCAACUUUGAGGUGAACAUCUGCCCAGAUGAGAGCGACGUCGCCCUGCACAUCAACCCCCGCUUCAAACGCCACACUGAUGUGAACACAGUGGUUUGCGACUAUCUGCAGGGCGGCCAGUGGUUGAAUAGAGUCACAACAGAAGAGUUUCCUUUUCAGCAGGGGGCGGAGUUCACCAUCACUGUCGCAUUCAGCCCCGGAGAGUUCCUGGUCACCUUCGCAGAUGCCACCACCAUCCAUUACCCCAAUCACCUUGGUGCAUUCAAGUACAGAAUCUUGAGCUUCCAAGGAGAAGCAAGCUUCACAAGCGUGGAGAUUAAAUAGUCUCUACACUCACCUCUGUGUCCACACAGCCCACCUGAGCUUUUAGAUUCAACUCAAAACGAUAAAUGCAAUGUGACUGAAUGUAUUAAAG
Synchiropus splendidus (mandarinfish) is the source of this 558-nucleotide messenger RNA. Its product is annotated as beta-galactoside-binding lectin-like. The transcript is spliced from 4 exons. Lineage: Eukaryota; Metazoa; Chordata; Actinopteri; Syngnathiformes; Callionymidae. Gene Ontology annotation, molecular function: laminin binding; carbohydrate binding; galactoside binding. The record is from RefSeq and is a predicted model, not a curated record. Bases 63 to 467 code for a protein of 134 amino acids.